CUCACGAACAAUUACAAACCAACUAACAACAACGAAGAAGUUUCUCUCUCAGUUUUGAUUCGCGACUUCCCGAAGCUGAAAUUCUUAGGGUUUUGCACCGUUCGAACCCUAGAUUCCUCCCCAUUCUUAAGAGGGAGGCCUACUAACUAACUGUAUUCAAGUUUUAAACAAUGGAUUUAGAAGAUAAAUUUCUUGCUAAAGUUUCUGGUGUUCAAAGCCUUUCUUCCAGCGUGCAGAGCACCCCUGAGAAAAUUGGGCAUUCAGAUGAUGCUUCAAGAAGUCCAGAACUCCUCCAGGAGUUUCUGAAAUGUGGACCAAAGAAGGAACUUCUUCGAAGUUGCUUUGAUAAGGACAAGAAAAACUCAGCUUCAUCAAAAAGCAAAAUGGCUGAACUUCUGAAGACAAAUAACAAGACAAUUAAGAAGCAUGACUCUAAAAAAGUUUCUUCAAGUCCCACCAAUCAGCCUUCUAGGAAGCAACAGAGAAAAGGGGAGAACCCCAUACGACUCCCUCCUCCUCCUGAGCAGUCUCCAGAUUUUGGAUGUUCAAACACAUGGAUCUGUAAAAAUUCUGCUUGUAGAGCUGUUCGAUCCAUUGAUGACACAUUUUGCAAGAGGUGUUCUUGUUGUAUCUGUCACCUAUUUGAUGACAAUAAAGACCCUAGCCUCUGGUUGGUUUGUACAUCUGACUCUGGUCAAGAGGACUCCUGUGGACUAUCUUGUCACAUUGAGUGUGCCCUUCAACGUGAAAAGGUUGGGGUUGUUGAUCUUGGGCAAUUAAUGCAGCUAGAUGGCAGUUAUUGUUGUGCUGCUUGUGGUAAAGUUUCGGGGAUACUUGGAUGUUGGAAGAAGCAGCUAAUUGUAGCUAAGGAUGCUCGACGACUUGAUGUACUAUGUUAUAGGAUUUAUUUAAGCUAUAGGCUCCUGGAUGGGACUUCAAGGUUCAAAGAACUGCAUAAUAUUAUAAAAGACGCAAAGUCCAAGCUAGAAACAGAGGUGGGUUCAGUGAAUGGAAUUUCUGCGAAGAUGGCACGUGGCAUUGUCAGCAGACUCUCUGUAGCUGGAGAUGUGCAGAAACUUUGUUGUCUUGCUAUUGAGAAAGCAGAUGAAUGGCUGGCAUCUAUUUCUAAUGUCAAUUCAAAUUGCAGAGAGGAUUCACUUCCUGCUGCUUGCAGGUUUUUCUUUGAAGAAGUGACAUCUUCCUCUGUUGUUAUUAUUUUGAUUGAACUGUCAACCGUAUCAUCUGAUGAUAUUAAAGGCUACAAACUCUGGUAUUGCAAGAGUAGAGAAGAGGUGCACACAAAAGAGCCUAUUUGUGUUUUUCCAAGGGCUCAGAGAAGGAUUUUAAUUUCCAAUCUGCAGCCCUGCACAGAAUACAGUUUUCGGAUUGUUUCCUAUACAGAUGCUGGUGACAUGGGUCAUUCAGAGGCUAAGUGUUUCACCAAGAGUGUGGAGAUAAUUCACAAGAACCCUAAUUCAACAAUAGCUGUGAAUCAUAAGAAGGCAAAUACCCUUGUUGAAGGAAGUUGUUCUAAUGCUGAGAGAGAAUCCAAAAUGACAAUGGGAGUAAGUUCUGGCUUCAAGGUUCAAGACCUUGGAAAGAUCUUGCGUCUGGCCUGGGCUCAAGAACAAGGAUGCCUCGAAGGGUUUUGCAGUGCUGACAUAGAAAAGUGCUGUGGAGCAAACAAUGCGGUCAAGCCUGAAACUCCUGAAGAAGAUCUGUUGCCAUCUAUUUCACGUGGGCUUGACUUAAAUGUUGUCUCAGUCCCUGAUUUGAAUGAAGAACUAACACCUCCAUUUGAGUCCUCAAGAGAUGAAGAUAAUGGAUGCACUUUUGAGCAAGCUGUUGAAGCAGAUGAUGAUGCUGCUUCUCAUGACAUAGAGAAAAACCGAUUAGCAAGAUCUCAUGGCAGUGGUGACUCCCAGACCUGGACCCAUGGGCCAGCUGGAGAAGUGCCUGCUGUUGAUUCCCAGACAGAGUUGUGCAGGAAAAGAUCGGCACCCUCAAAUGAAGAGCCACAUGACUGCAAUAGCACUCUGAUUAAUGGGUCUCCAUUCCGCAUUUCCGAUGGUUCGGGUUGCUUAGAUGAGAACUUCGAGUACUGUGUCAAGAUAAUUCGAUGGCUAGAAUGUGAAGGUCAUAUUAACCAAGAUUUUAGGUUGAAAUUACUAACAUGGUUUAGUUUAAGAUCAACAGAGCAAGAACGUAGGGUGGUUAACACUUUUAUUCAAACUCUGAUUGAUGAUCCAAGUAGCUUAGCAGGACAGUUGGUUGACUCUUUUUCAGAUAUUGUAUCGAGCAAGAGGCCUCGGAAUGGGUUCUGUAGUAAGCUGUGGCAUUAGAUUAGGAGAGGGCAUUCUAAGACGCAGGAUUGCUUUCUACUACAUGAUUAUUCUUUCCUUGCAAAGAAAAAAAUUACCUCUGAUUGUUUCACUGUUGUUUGUACAGGCAUUUUUUCAUAAUCACUGUCAGAAGUGAUUCAUUUGUA
Molecule: messenger RNA, 2488 nt
Organism: Pistacia vera
Lineage: Eukaryota; Viridiplantae; Streptophyta; Magnoliopsida; Sapindales; Anacardiaceae
Product: VIN3-like protein 1
Exons: 5
Coding region: 171-2342 (723 amino acids)
Biological process (GO): epigenetic regulation of gene expression; vernalization response
Molecular function (GO): protein binding
Source: RefSeq, a predicted model, not a curated record